Messenger RNA from Aureobasidium namibiae CBS 147.97, 648 nucleotides. RefSeq names its product maleylacetoacetate isomerase. NCBI's taxonomy places the organism in Eukaryota, Fungi, Ascomycota, Dothideomycetes, Dothideales, Saccotheciaceae. Gene Ontology annotation, molecular function: glutathione transferase activity; maleylacetoacetate isomerase activity. The record is from RefSeq and is a predicted model, not a curated record. Gene Ontology annotation, biological process: L-phenylalanine catabolic process; glutathione metabolic process. Bases 1 to 648 code for a protein of 215 amino acids. The transcript has a single exon. Gene Ontology annotation, cellular component: cytoplasm; mitochondrion.
AUGGCGAGCCUUACUCUCUAUGGAUACUGUCUGUCGUCUUGCUCGGCUAGACUUCGCAUAGCCCUCGACCUGAAGGCGAUCGAUUACAAGCCUAUCUACGUCAACCUGAACAACGGCGACAAUCUCAGAGAUGAAUAUAGUGCAAGAAACCCGUCUCGCUCUGUACCAACUCUGAUGGUCGACGAUUCAUGGUGCAUUCCGCAAUCCAUGGCAGCUUUGGAGUAUCUCGAAGAAGCCUACCCGAAGUCAACUCCUCUUCUUCCUAAAGACGCAAAGUCAAGAGCAGAUGUCCGCACCUUGACGUACAUCAUCACCAUCGACACUCAACCUCUGACCAACGACACACCCACAGAGCAUGCCGAAUCGUCUGGAGCUGACCCAAAAGAGUGGUUGAAGUUCUUCACCGAAAGGGGACUCAAAGCUUUUGAGACUGUGGUCAGCAGAACGGCUGGCCGAUAUUGUUGCGGUGAUAUAAUCACUCUUGCUGACGUUUGCCUGGUGCCUGCUCUGUGGAACGCCGAGAAGAACGGAGUGGCCGUCGAAUCGUUUCCGACCAUUUCUAGAGUUUAUGCUGCUUUGAAGGACCAUCCUUCAUUCGAGAAAUCACAUUGGCGGAAUCAACCAGAUUGUCCGAAAGAGCUGAGAUGA